GAGGUGCACCAAGGAGAAUGGUCGGUUCCCCAUGGACGACCCUUCGCUCUACUACCGAUACCUUGCGCGCGCGAUACAAUGGGGCUGCGAGUACAUUGACGUGGAGCUGUGGUUGCCAGAGGAAAUCCGAAAGAAGUUGGCUGAGAACAAGGCAUGCACGAAAAUCAUAUCGGCCUUCCACGACUUCUCGGGCACCUUCAAGUGGACGUCGCCUGAAACGCAGAGGCUGUUCGAGAUGGGGGCGGUGUAUGGGGACAUUGUCAAGAUGUAUGCCCUGGUCAACUCGAUGCAGGAGAACUACGAGCUCGAGUACUUCCGGUCGACGAUUCAGGCCAAGUACCCGCACCCACCCUUUUCUGGACUCAACAUGGGGCCCAUGGGUCAGCUGUCGAGGACUCUAAACAAGAUAUUCACGCCCAUUACGCACCCACUGUUGCCCAUGAUUGCAGCGCCGGGGCAGCUGAGUGCAGCCGAGAUCAAUGCGGCUCUGCACACCAUGGGCCAGAUGCCGAAGCGAGAUAUAUACGGGAUUGGGAGCUUCCGGUCGACGGCGCAGGCCAUGUUUUUUGAGAAAUGCUUCAAUGAGCUUAGCCUGCCGCAUUCAUUUAGCUUUGCCGAGAGAGGGCCAAAGGCAUCCAUUGAGCACAUUCUCCGGCGCAACAACUUUGGGGGGGCCUAUAUCAACCCACCGCUGGGAGCGUCUGCGCCAUACCUACCCUCGCUGUCGAAUGCGGCGCGGGCUAUUGGCCAGGUUGAUACGGUGUUAGUGCCACCGGGAAGUAGCAAUGCAUCGCUGAUUGGUGACAAUACUCGGUGGAAGGGGAUACGAGCAACACUGACACGCGACUUUGUACCGUCGGCAUACAGCGGACAAGCAGCGUUGUUGCUAGCCAACAACGAAGGGGAUGCAUCGGCGUCUAUUUUCGCACUGAAGAACUUGGGCAUCGGGCCUAUCUACACGAUUGGGUUCAAGUCACAUGGGCCAUUGUCUACUGACGUGUCGCCGGUGCGGUCGAUUGAAGAUGUCAAGCGGCUGCAGCAGCCGUUUGUGAUCAUCUCAGCACUGCCGGCGGAGAAGUCGCUGCUGGUGGUGCCACUGCUGAAGCAUUAUCGGGUGGCUGGGCGUAACGGCAGUCCCGAAGGCAGCCCCAAGGCACUCGGAGCGGUGGGCACCAAGACAGCAGGCAAGGUGUUUGUCGACCUGGCAAGUGGGCCGCGCAAGGUGGACACACUGGAGAUUGCAACGUCGGCAGGCUGGACAGCGUAUGGGAUUGCUGAUGUGUCUGCAUGGACGACGGUGGAGACGAUUAGGAAGCUGGUUGGACAAAACGUGUGCUAUGACUUUGUGCGACUGGCGUGUGGGCGGGGGCACUUUUAAAUUUGCAGCCGGAGGGGAUGGAUGGUGGGCACUGCAGAUAGGCAAUGAACAAGCAAGCAAGC
Molecule: messenger RNA, 1440 nt
Organism: Bipolaris maydis ATCC 48331
Lineage: Eukaryota; Fungi; Ascomycota; Dothideomycetes; Pleosporales; Pleosporaceae
Source: RefSeq, a predicted model, not a curated record